Staurois parvus is the source of this 377-nucleotide messenger RNA. NCBI's taxonomy places the organism in Eukaryota, Metazoa, Chordata, Amphibia, Anura, Ranidae. The record is from the annotation of a GenBank genome assembly.
GGUGAGCUGGGGAGUGGAGAGAUAGAUCUGGGUGUCAUCGGCAUAGAGGUGGCCAAUGGAGUGGAGUGUACUGAGGAGGAGCGGGUGGUUGACUGUGUCAAAGGCAGUGGAAAGGUCAAGGAGUAUGAGUAUGGAGUAGUGGCCAUUGGUUGGGAUGAGUAUGAAGUAAUGGCCAUUGGUUGGUAUGAGUAUGGAGUAAUGGCCAUUGGUUGGGAUGAGUAUGGAGUAAUGGCCAUUGGUUGGGAUGAGUAUGGAGUAAUGGCCAUUGGGUUGGGAUGAGUAUGGAGUAAUGGCCGUUGGGGGUGGAUGAGUAUGGAGUAAUGGCCAUUGGUUAGGAUGAGUAUGGAGUAAUGGCCAUUGGUUAGGAUGAGUAUGGA